Myzus persicae (green peach aphid) is the source of this 726-nucleotide messenger RNA. RefSeq names its product acyl-CoA-binding protein-like. The coding region runs from base 190 to 450 and encodes 86 amino acids. Gene Ontology annotation, molecular function: fatty-acyl-CoA binding. The record is from RefSeq and is a predicted model, not a curated record. The transcript is spliced from 3 exons. Lineage: Eukaryota; Metazoa; Arthropoda; Insecta; Hemiptera; Aphididae. Gene Ontology annotation, biological process: fatty acid metabolic process.
CCAACCACUCCGCAGUUCGCAGUCCGCGUCAGCAGUUCAUCACUCGCCGCCACUGUUUAGCCGACUUUCGAACUCUUCACUGUAGUUUACUCGCAGACCGCAGUCUCCUCAGAUUCGUAAUUCGUUGACGUAUUGCUGACGUGCACUUCCGACAUCGCUCACGCCAAUCCGAUCUCAGAAACACGCACCAUGUCUUUCGAAGAAGCAGUUGAUAAGGUGAAGAACUUGAAACAAACUCCCAGCGAUACCAAUUUGUUGGAACUCUAUGCGUUCUACAAACAAGCAACUGUCGGUGAUGUUAAUACAGCCAAACCUGGGUUUUUGGACUUCAAAGCAAAAGCCAAAUGGGAAGCAUGGAAUUCAAAGAAAGGCACAAGCAACGAUGAGGCUAAAACUAAAUAUAUUGAAAUUGUCGAUAAGCUUGUAGAAGAAAUCGGUCUCAAAGCUUAAACCGAAUGGCUACUCUCAAUGAUCACACACAUGCUACACACAAACACUUACGUUAAAGUUUACUUUAUCUAUUUAAUUUAAUAAUGAUUACAAAUCAUAUGUUUAUUAUGUUCAUAUAAUAUAAUAUUUAUUAAGAUCACCAAUUUGUUUGGUCGCAUUUAAGGUGUGCUUCUAAGUCACGCAGAAAGACUAUUUUUGACUUAUGAUCAAUUUUGUUAAUUUACAUCACAGUAAAAUUAUUGUUAAUUUAUCAACAUAAAUACUUAAAUUUAUGAU